AAACCAGUAUCGCAGUUCAGCGUAAGCAACAUGAUGUGCUCAAAGAUUGUCUUGGUUUUCGCCGCUUUGAUCGCCUUUCAGGCCGUGUCCGCACGUCCAAGGGAUUCCCAAUCUGAAUUGCAGCGUGCCGUCGAAGAUUUCCGUAAUGCCACCAUCGACGCCAUCCGCGAAGGUAACACGAAGAUGAUCAAUUUGCUGAAAGAACUGGCCGUUUCAUCCCGUGAGACCGAAAAGCAAGCCUACCAGAAGAUCGAGGCGAAGGUGGAAGCUGCCAUAAGUCAAGUCAAUCUCGAGGAGGAGCAGGCUUUAGCGGAAGGAUUGAACGUAGAGGAUUGCAUUAUCAUCGCCAGAGAUUCUUUGAACGCUUUGGUCGGUCUCCUCAGCAACGAUGUGCAGAACUGCGGAUGGAACGCCCGUCAGCAAAGCCAAACCAUGGUCAACGACAUCAGCAAUACCAUCGGUUGGGAGUUCAACCACAAGAAUCAAGCCUACAUUGCCAGCUGGGACCUUUGCUUGUCCAAAGAAGACAGCAAUCCAUGUCUUCGUGAUUUGAUCACUCUAGUCAAGGCCGACACCAAGAACUACCCAGUCGAGAUCGGGCAACGUAUUGGACAAAUCAUCUCUGCAAUUGGCCUCGUCGAAAGUGGAAUGUUCCAAUGCAUCGACAGGGCUAAUAUCGCAGCCAACCAAGCCCAAUCUAUCGUGAGCCAAAUCUAUUCGUGCCUUUACAUCCACAACCAGCAAUAAAGCAAUCCAAUCUAAUAACUGCAAAUAAAAUAAAAUAAAAUAAAAUAAAAAAGUAAAAAAAAACAAAUUAAUUCCUCUAAAAAACAAAUUCCAUAAAAUCAUUACAAAUCGAGGAUUACUUAAUUACUCUAAACCAGUGUUUCCCAACCUUUUGUUGUGCCAUGGACCACUUAAAACUUUCUAAAAUUAUUAUGCGCCCUAUGUAACAUCUCUAUAAUUCUACAUUCGAUUAAAAUCUGAAAUUGGAAAAUACUGCUCUAGAGUUUACACUCCUGUUCUGUCAUGUCAUUAUAAUGCUAUAUACACA
Molecule: messenger RNA, 1054 nt
Organism: Nicrophorus vespilloides
Lineage: Eukaryota; Metazoa; Arthropoda; Insecta; Coleoptera; Silphidae
Exons: 2
Coding region: 31-747 (238 amino acids)
Source: RefSeq, a predicted model, not a curated record